Dermacentor andersoni is the source of this 3833-nucleotide messenger RNA. RefSeq lists its product as uncharacterized. The record is from RefSeq and is a predicted model, not a curated record. NCBI's taxonomy places the organism in Eukaryota, Metazoa, Arthropoda, Arachnida, Ixodida, Ixodidae.
ACAAGCAUUUUUUUUUUAUUUCGCCGCCAUAGAAAUGCUGCCGCAGCGGCCGGGAUUCCAACCCGCGACCUCGUGUGCUCAUCAUCAGAGCGCCAUGGCCACAGGGGGUCACCGCGUCGAAUCUCUCUCUCUCUCUGAAGAGUCGACUCGUCUAGGGGAAAGGUGCGGCGGCUGCUGCAUUGCCGCCGCAAGCGCAGCGUGGGAAAUAAUCUCGCGCAUCGUCGCGCGUCCUUCGGAAGCUGGGGAUCGUCUGGCCGAUUGUGUUUGUGCCUUUCCGGCGUUGACUUUCAUGGCGUCGAGCAGCGACCGAGGGGAUGCGACGGCGCGCACCGGCGAGCAGGCCGAAGCGAGGCGAAAGGGGGGAGACCGAUCGAGCUCCUGGGCGCGCGGUCAGUUGGUUUGAAAGGGUGAACGUAACAAAAAAGGAGUACGCGAUACAAUCGUGCGAGACAGUAUACCCGCAACCGUGUGUAUAGUGACCCGGCCGAGGAGCAAUGAUGCUGAACAUCGACACUAUGCGGAUCGGCUCGACGGUCGAGCUGGCCGUCGAGCCGACGCCUGUCACGCCGCCUGUCGACGCGGAGCCGCCCCUCCGGCUGGAGCGGUCGCCGGUCGUGCAGGCCGAGCCCGCAAAGCCCUUGGCCAACAAGAAGGGCGCGUUGCGCUCUUUCUUCUGGGGCACCGGCUGCACCGGCAAGGAGCAACCGCUCAGGAACAAGCGCAAGAAGGAGCUGCUCCGGGAACUGGCCGACCUGCAGCGUGAGAACGAGAGGCUGCAGUCGGAAUGCGAUUACGUGAAGCUCAUCUGCUCGGAGCUGAAGCAGGAGCGCCUGAUCGAUCUGGAAAAGGUGUCGAGGGCCAAGGCUCAAGAGCGCAAGCUGCGCAGCGAGACGCAGUUCAUGUCCUCGGCCUCUCAGACUGACCCUUGCAACAACCUGCUCGGAGAAUUUAGGGCCGUGCCGAGAAAGAACUACGCCUUCAUCUACAACGUGUUCACAGUUCCGACUCCGGAGCAGCUCAAGAGGUCGUUGGAGAAGUUUCAAAAAGCCAAUCCCAAGAUCGGCUUCAAGGUUGGCUCCAAGAGCGACGUGAAGAAGAGAAACAGCCACAACGACGCUCGGGAAGACGACGUUACGCCCGAAGUCCCCGAAGAGAACGGCGCAACGGAGAAGACUCCUCAAGAAGCAGUCGAAGGGGUGACCGAAGAGCCGGCCAUAGAUGACGACGACCCAAAAGCCGAUGCUCGGAACCAGAGCCCGGUUGACGAGGAGAGUGGUGGCACUGUUGUGCGAACCGAUCUACCCGAAGUCAGGUCGUUGGAUUCCGCCUCCGCACACGAGUCAAGUCCAAAGAAAAAAUUGUCUACGAAGUUCUCGUCUUCCACAACUGGCAGGUCCGGUGACACCGUCGACGCGGAAGGUGGUUCAGGUGGUCUCGCGUUGCCUGCGCAGACCGAAAGCGCCCUCGAGGCUUCUGUAGUAGAACUUAAAGAGCCCGAAGUCCCUGCAGCAGAAGUGAAGGAGCCCGAGUUUCUUGCAGGAGCACUGCAAGAAGUGCAAGCUGGACCUUCCGAUACCGCAGUAGAGACAAACGCAACCGACGUUCCGACUGUGCCCCCUUCCCAAGAUUGGCCUCAAGAAGAGUCGCCCGCUGCAGACGACAAGAAUACUGCCGCGCUGGACGAAGCCGUCAUACUGAGUUACUGCUCCAGUGCGAGUAAGGCCAGUGUUCGCGAAGACCCAUCGGGAGCUGGAACACCACGCGAGGAGGCACCGGUCGUAUGCUUGUCACCGUCGGAGAAUAAGAUGUCUGAAAAGUCAUCCGAGAGCUCUCUGCUUCUAAAGCUUAGGCAAGCCGUUUCAAACAUGGCCGCUAGUUUGGAGCCGGACGUGGACUUCCCACAGCCGUCCUCCGAUAAGCGCGACGCGGUGAAGAGCGUACGAGAAGCGCCGACAGGGAUGGAGGUCAAUGUCGAAACUGCCCCCCACGCGGGACAGCGCUACGGCGUGGGCACGGAACCGAUGACGAGCCGACACUUCCUACCCCCGAACCACGCCGACGCUGGAGUCCAGAGGGACCCCGGCCGCAAGGAGUUCGAGAAGAGGAGGCGAGUUUCGUGUGCCACGCUUAAACCCCCGCUGCAGAAGACUAUCGUGAUGAACGCGACCCUGUGUCGCCACCUCGAGAGUCCCGCUAGACCAGCGUCCGGCGCUUCCUCCAGACGGGGUGCCGCGACGCCCGCGAGCACGGCUAGCACACCGCGACCUUGGAGUCUGAACAUGCCAAGACUGGCUGCAGUGGAGGCGCAGCAGUCGGCGUCUACGCCUCUUCGUCAGCUUGACACCACGUCACCGCAGCCUGGUCCCUUCAGCAUGGAGAGGCGGGCUCUGAGCACGCCGUUGGAGAGGGACUCCCUCAGCAGCGACACGGGAGCGGACACCGACUGCGCCGCGGACGAGUCUUCGAGUGAGUUCCACGCGAGCGCGAGGAACGUGGCCAACACGGCGCUCACGAACAGGACGAGUGGCGUUAGUCGCGGGACGGCGAGCCAGGCGUCGUCGGCGCGAUCGGCCGCCACGACCUCGGCGACGACGGCCAGCGCUACCAGCAAGAAGCGCAAGACCUUUCGCAAGAAGAAGAACUCGCCCCGCAGAGCGGGCAGCGCGCUUCCGCGUUUGCCCUCUACGUCGAGCAGCGAGGAAAGCCAGCGCACGCCGAGGCGCACACGCACGGGGUCGUCCCGUGCCGGUGCGAGCACUAGGUCGACGACGUACUCGGGUGCGCCGUCGACUCCUUCGAGAACGACGAGGCCGCCGUCGUCGGCCAGUCCUGUGUCGCCAGUCAGCGUGGCCCUCUCCAACAACGCCGAGACCGUCGCCGACUCCGAUACGUCGCGGCCCACCACCGCCUUCGGACCGAAAGAUGGAGCGUCGACCAGGAAUUCCGGCCGGGCCGACAGCAGGGCGACUUCUACGACAGCCAGAGGCGGCUCGCCUAUGCUUUCGGACAGGCGCAGGGACCUCUCGCGAGCCACGACACAGAGCUCACUUCUGUCGAGGCCUCAGAGGGAUCUGACGUCGUCCGAGAUGUCGCCCUCGGAGUCGGAGACUCCCACGCCCACGGCACGCCGGCGAUUCCUGGCAGGCCACGAGAACGAACCCAGCUCGGUGAAGUGCAAGAGGAGCAUCUUCGAGACCCUUUCUUCAGCAGGUUACACGCACAUCGACGACCACGCCAUCGGCUCGACUGGUGGGCACUGCGAUAACCCGCCGAGUGGUGAAACUCGCGGACGCCGCCAGAAUGUCACUGCGGACGGAGGGAGGACGGGCAGGACCCAGGCGCCGCCGCCGCCAGAUCUCCGCAGGGAUAAGGCCACGCCGAACAAAAGCGCUUUCGUCGUUCAGAGAGCCGACUUGUACGCGCCGUUUCCACGAAAGAUCAUGAGGACUCUCCUGCCGUCGUUCAUAGACGUCGAUCCGUCCGUGAGACCUGACAAGGUCCCACAGUACGCGCCAUUCGAACCUGGCCGGCACGGAGACGAGAAAUCAAACACUUCUCUCUUCAAGGAUCACUGGCAUCACAAGGUCGACAAGGCCCCGGCUUCGACGCCUAAGUAUGCCAGGGCGCCCCACUGGGAAGGACUGCAGAGCGGCCUGUUGCCGGACCUCUACAGCUUCACCGAUGACACCCGAUUGGGCGACCAGGCCGGCCGCAAGUUGACGCGCUUCGACUUGGGCGAAGUUAUAUGACCAAUCGUCUUAAUUUGUGGCUACGUUCUCUUGUAUGGCAAAAUAUUACGAUACGCGGAUUAAAGAAAUUUAAGUGACACUCGA